Messenger RNA from Porites lobata, 8498 nucleotides. NCBI's taxonomy places the organism in Eukaryota, Metazoa, Cnidaria, Anthozoa, Scleractinia, Poritidae. The record is from the annotation of a GenBank genome assembly.
AUGGCCGGCAUUAUUUUUGCCGUGAUACUGAACACAGCAUCAAAACAAGAUUACAACUUAACGUCACUCUGUCCAACAGUUAUAAAUUUGUGGUUAUAUCUCUUCUUUUUUCUCUGCGCUGCAUCUCUCCUAACUCUCACCACCAUUGCAUUCGACAGACUCCUCGCUGUUUCGCUCCAUCUGCGAUAUCAAGAGCUUGUCACGUCCAAACGUGUCACUAUAGUAUUGAUAUUUAUAUGGUUAACAAGUUUUAUCACUGCCUUGAUAUACAUUUUCCUUCCGAAAAGCAAUGAAAUGGUAGCUGCAGUUAUUUUACUGGUAGGGUAUUUUCUGACAACAGUGGCAUAUGUUCGUAUUUACAAAGUCGUCAAAUAUCACCAGAAUCAGAUAUACAGUCAAAAUCAGCUUCAAAAUGCACAAACAAGGGAGGCACUCAGACAAAGGAAGUCCGCUUAUAAUGCUUUAUUUGUCUAUUUUGUUUUUCUAGUUUGUUGUCUUCCUUUUUUGCCUUCUGUAAUGUUGUACUUGAUUAAUUCUUCUGAAAUUUCGUUUCUCAUAGCCAAAUGUGCGUCGUUAUUCUUAAUUUACCUGAAUUCAUCAUUAAAUCCAAUUGUUUAUUGCUGGCGGUACCGAGAGAUUCGCCAAAUUGUAAAAAGCACAAUGAAGAAAAUACUUCAUUUGGACGAGAAUAUGACGUGAGGAUGCGAAGUUCUACGAGACGAAAUUUGGUGAGAACGAGCAAUUCUAGAAGGAACCUGGGACGAGUUAACUUUCGCAAAGACUUCUGGGACUGUUACAAGGGAGAAGGGAAAAAUGACCAAAAAUGACCGCGCUGACGGGCGUGUCCCCACCUGAGUAACAAUCCCAGAAAAAAUUGCGGGAAAUAUUUCGGCGCUAAUCGUUUCAAAAGAGGCGAAUGAACUUGCUGUGCCCAAAGACCAAGGAAAGGUGUAAACGGGAGAAGAUUGGUCGCUACAAUUGGAAUUGGUCUCUCAAUAGAGAACCUCAAAACAGACACCUUUGAACUACAUUCCGUCUACGACUUCCACGAAAUGUAAUGGACUAACAGCGCAAAAAGACUAACAUAUAAAAGUGAAUUUCAAUUCAGCAUUUUAAACAUUGGGAUGCAAGGUCAUUUUUGUAAUAAUUUCCUACCUAGAACUGAAUUCUUCAAAACACGAUCUGGUCUCUCCGAAUUGCGAAAUACGAAGACACCUUUACGGCACCUACUCAAUAAAACUCAGUUCCCUUUUUCAUCGUCAACUAACUUCUUAAAGAGAAAAAUUUAAGAGGACUUUCCCCUUUUUAUGGACAAAACUGUGUUUGCUAUGGCACAAGAACCUUACAAGCGUGAUUGUACCGAGUACUUGCAAAGAAUGAGUAACAAUGUGACAAAAUGGCCAUUUUUCAAGCUGUAAUUGAUUUCCAUGCGAGCAAUCGACAGCAAAAAGAAGGAGCUUACAAAAGACUGUAUGUCUCCAUUAAAAAAAAUGAAGUCUCUCUUCCGCUUGGCCGUGGAAGAUCUGGAUACGAGAUAAGAAGCGUCCUUCGGCUUGUCGUAAGCCUACAGCGGAAGUUCCAAUGUUGAGGCCUUAUAGAGACGAACACAUACACUAGUUGGCAUUCGAAAAGAGUUUACAAAUAAGUAAGGUCAUUCGCUGUGCGCUACUCCAUUCAGAAAAACCGUCGCAAGUCUACAUUUGAGACAAAUCUCAAACAAAGACGAAGGAAGACGAAAACAGUCCAUAAUGUUAGGCUCCAGUCCAUUUAUAAAAACCUCACCGGCUUGCAAGACUAAAAAGACUCGCUGACUGGACGUCAUCUUAUUAACUACUACUGAAACAGGUUCUAAACGUUUUAAAACUGAAGCAUUUUAAAAUUUUAAAUAAAAAAUAGAACUAAACAAAAUCCAUCUGUAUUUUAUCAAGUUUCAAAAUUUCGCAGGACGGUUAAAUUUAGAGGAAUGACUCGCCCUUUCAACGUUUUAGAAUAAAUUUAAGUUCUAUUUUCUAAACCCAGCAUUUGCAAUUAAACAAACGGUUCUUCUAAGCAGGCAACAGCUCACAUGUCAAUUAUGGACAGAGAGGAAAUUGGAACUUUAUGGAAAGGACUAUAUAUUGCGGUGUUUAAUUCUUUUGCUUUCAAUGCUAGUGUUGCAAAACCUUCCCCGUGCACUGUUUUCUGGGUUGACCUUGUUUUGUACCAUUUGAUUCGGUGUUUCAACCCUUAAAAAUCUAUACCAACAAUAACACUAAAUUUCUGACAACCCUUGCGUAUGUUCGUAUUUACAAAGUUGUCAGAUAUCAUUAGAAUCAGAUAUACGGUCAAAAUCAGCUUCAAAAUGCCCAAGCAAGGGAGGCACACAAACAAAGAAAAUCCGCCUAUAAUAGUUUAUUUGUCUCUGUAGUUUUCUUAGCUUGUUAUCUUCCUUUAAUGCCUUGUAGAAUAUUGUACUUGACAAACACUUCUGAAAUUUCAUUUCACGAAGCUUAUUUUGCGUCCAUAUUCUUGAUUUACCUUAAUUCAUCAUUAAAUCCUUUUAUUUAUUGUUGGCGGUACCCAGAGAUUCGCCAAAGUGUAAAAAGCACAGUAAAGCAAAUAUUUCACAUGAACGAGAACAUGUCAUAAGGAAGGAAUUAAAGAUCUGGGUAGUUCGAACUGACAGUCUUUUCAGUGUCUUUGCGAAGUCUGAAAAACGAAAUUUAGUGAGAAAACUAAUGGACUUGCUUUAGGCCAAAAGAAAAUGAAAAGUGUAAAACAAAAAAGAAUAGUCUAUUACAAAAUAGAAAUGGUGUUGAGAAACUGGGAAACGACACAUGACUAGUAAAGUGGUCACCGUUAUAACUUUCACAAAUUUAUCACAGGAACAAAGUUAUGAGGAUCUUGUUAUGUGAUUGUCUAACUGUGCUUAGCCGUUUGAGCCCUAAGAUUGAUCAGCAUCAAAGUUCUCCUUGUAAUACCUAUGCUUUAGAAAACGGAGUGGUCAUGGGAAUUAUGGACAUGAUCACACAGAUUCUUUAACAACUUCUCCCAACUACUAUUAUAGGAAAUGUAAAGCGACAACAAAUGAGAAUUUAAAUAUAGACAUUACAAUUUGAAGGAUUAAUAUGUGACAAGUAUAGUUCUUGCACAAAAUGGUCUUAGAUCUUUGCCAAGAAAAAGCAUUUCAAAUUCCACUGACUGAUGAGAAAGGCCCAAACUAUUAGGUUCAAGUCCUUUCCAGAAAGCGCACCGGCUUUGAAAACGCAAAACCCUCGCUGACGUCACAUUAAACUACGAAACAGGUGUUACAUUUUUCAAACUGAAAGUUUGCGUCGGAUGGCUUAGAAUUUUAAAACGAACAGAAUUUAAAAAAAAAACCUCACUACUUUAUUAUGUUUUAAAGAUUUCCGGCUGGACGGUUAAAUUGAGAGAAAAAUCUCGCCGUUUCAACUUUUCAGAAUGAUUUAGCCUUCUAUAGUUAAACCAGCCGUUUUACAUUAAACAAGCACAUCUUUCCCAGCUUGGAAACUACUCGCAUCUCAGUUAUCAACAAAGAGGUAAUUAGAACUUGAUGGACACGAACCAUGUAUUGCACAUUUUAAACGUUGUGUUUUCAUUACGUAUGUUAAUAAACAACCUUAUAACCCUGUACUAUACAAACAAUACACACUUCGUUUGAGGCAUAUUAAACCGACUACAUUAACAUCGAGCGUCAAAGUCGUCGGCUAUUUUAAAAAACGAAUAGAGAAGCGGUGACAAAGGUAAAAUGCUUGAAAAACAACCGGCAAGAUAAAAAAUGGCUGAACAGUUCUGCAAUCAAAAGUUGGAAGGUUUUCUACAACUUGCCCGUUACAGAGAAACUUUCUUGUUUUCUCUAUGUGUUUCACACUUCGCGUUUUCUCUCGUGACAAGUCUCGGGAAUAUUUUACUGAUUCGCGCCUUAUUCAAAGCGUCAUCAAUACCAGCCAACGAGAAGAAGCUGUUUCUUAGUCUGGCUUUCUCUGACCUUGGGGUGGGAUUGGUGUCGCAGCUAAUGGCCGGCAUUAUUUAUGCCGUGAUACUGAAGACAGCAUCAAAAGAAAACUACAACUUUACGUCACUCUGUCCAACAGUUAUAAAUUUGUCGUCUUAUCUCUUGUUUUUUCUCUGCGCUGCAUCUCUCCUAACUCUCUCCGCCAUUGCACUCGACAGACUUCUCGCUGUUUCGCUCCAUCUGCGAUAUCAAGAGCUUGUCACGUCCAAACGUGUCACUAUAGUAUUGAUAUCCAUAUGGUUAACAAGUUGUAUCACUGCCUUGAUAUACAUUUUCCUUCCGAAAAGCAAUGAAAUGGUAGCUAUAGUUAUUUUACUGGUAGGGUAUGUUCUGACAACAGUGGCAUAUUUUCGUAUUUACAAAGUCGUCAAAUAUCACCAGAAUCAGAUAUACAGUCAAAAUCAGCUUCAAAAUGCACAAACAAGGGAGGCACUCAGACAAAGGAAGUCCGCUUAUAAUGCUUUGUUUGUCUAUUUUGUUUUUCUAGUUUGUUAUCUUCCUCUUUUGCCUUCUGUAAUGUUGUACUUGAUUAAUACUUCUGAAACUUCGUUUCUCAUAGCCAAAUCUGCGUCGUCAUUCUUAAUUUACCUGAAUUCAUCAUUUAAUCCCAUUGUUUAUUGCUGGCGGUACCGAGAGAUUCGCCAAAUUGUAAAAAGCACAAUGAAGAAAAUACUUCGUUUAGACGAGAAUAUGACGUGAGGAUGCGAAGUUCUACGAGACGAAAUUUGGAGAGAACGAGCAAUUCUAGAAGGAAACUGGGGCGAGUUAACUUUCGCAAAGACUUCUGGGACUAUUACUAGGGAGAAGGGAAAAAAUAACCAAAAAUGACCGCGCUGAUCGACGCGUCCCCACCUGAGUAACAGUCCCAAGAAAAAAUUGCGGGAAAUAUUUCGGCCCUAAUCGUUUUAAAAGUGGCGAAUGGACUUGCUGUGCCCAAAGACCAAGGAAAGGUGUAAACAGGAGAAGAUUGGUCGCUACAAUUGCAAUUGGUCUCUCAAUAGAGACCCUGAAAACAGACACCUUUGAACUAAAUUCCGUCUACGACUUCCACGAAAUGUAAUGGACUUACAGUGGAAAAAGACUAACAUAUAAAAGUGAAUUUCAAUUCAGCAUUUUAAACAUUGGGAUGGAAGGCGGUUUUUGUAAUAACUGCCUACCUACGAUUGAAUUCUUUAAAACACGAUCUGGUCUCUCCCAAUUGCGAAAAAAGAAGACACCUUUAGGGCACCUACUUAAUGAAACUCAGUUCCCUUUUUCAUGGUCAACUAACUUUUUAAAGAGACAAAUUUAGGAGUUUAUGGACAAAACUGUGUUUGCUACGGCUCAAGAACCUUAGCGUUUACAAGCGUGAUUUUACCGAUUACUUGCAAAGAAUAAGUAACAAUGUGACAAAAUGGCCAUUUUCCAAGCUGUAAUCGAUUUCCAUCCGAGCAAUGGACAGCCAAAGUAGUAGCUUACGACAGACUGUAUGUCUCCAUUAAAAAAAUGAAGUCUCUCUUCCGCUUGGCCGUGGGAGAUCUGGAUACGAGAUAAGACGCGUCCUACUGUUUGUCGUAAGCUACAGCGGAAGUUGCAAUGUUGAGGCUCUUUAGAGACGAACACAUAUACUCGUUGGCAUUCGAAAAGAGUUUACAAAUAAGUAAGGUCAUUCACAAGUCUACAUUUGAGACAAAUCUCAAAGAAAGACGAAGGAAGACGAAAACAGUCCAUAAUGUUGGGCUCCAGUCCAUUUAUAAAAACCUCAUCGGCUUCCAAGACUAAAAAGCCUCGCUGACUAGACGUCACUUUAAUAACUACUACUGAAACAGGUGCUAAUCGUUUUAAAACUGAAGCAUUGCGUCAAAAUGCUUAAAAUUUAAAAAAAAAAUAGAACCAAACAAAAUCCAUCUGUAUUUUAUCAUGUUUCAAAAAUUUCGCUGGACAGUUAAAUUUAGAGGAAAAACUCACCCUUACAACGUUUUAGAAUAAAUUAAACUUCUAUUUUCUAUACCGAGCAAACAAACGGUUCUUCUCAGCAGGCAACAGCUCACAUGUCAAUUAUGGACAGAGAGGUAAUUGGAACUUUAUGGAAAGGACUAUACAUUGCGGUGUGUAAUAAUUGUUUUGUUUUUAAUACUAGUGUUGCAAAACCUUCCCCUUCCAUUGUUUUCUGGGUUGGACUUGUUUUAUACAAUUUAAUUCGUUGUUUCAACCCUUGAACAAUGACAUUAAAUUUCUGUUUACACCCUACCUAUAACAUUAAGUCUAAGGAUUUAGUUAAUGAACCGGCUUUAUUACGCGCUACAGCAGAUGGCCCAUGUGAAAAGUAGCUAAUAAACCGAGGGGGUAAUUAAUGUAGAUAUCAGUUUUAUCCAAGACAAAUACAUGUAUGUAAUGUGACAAGUCAAACUAUGGCUGAAAAGAACUGCAAUCGAUUUCUGGAUUAUUGGAUUAAACUAGUUUCCUACAGGAGAAGUUUCUUCCUUGGUAUCUAGGUUUUAAACUUUGUAUUUUCCCUCCCUUCAUAAUGCCCAAACAAGAGAGGCACACCGACAAAGGAAGUAGUUUAUUUGUCUCCCGACAGUAUUUUUUUUAGCGUGUUGUUGUCCUCAUUCGAGCAAUAUGUAAAAGGUUUUCAAAGGUUUCACGUCGGUGAAGAUGUGCGGCUUGUCACCCCUUACAGUUUUUACUGUGAGGAUUUUGUCAAGUGAUGGCCUAACUGUGCUUAACCCUUUAGGCCCUAAGAGUGAUCAGCAUCAAAUUUCUCCUAGUAAGAUCCCUGCUGUAGAAAACAAGGUUGUUAUGAGAAUUAGGGACAUAAUCACACAGAUUCUUUGACAGCUUCUCUCAACUACUAUUAUCAUGAGGAAACGUAUGGGAACAACAAAUGAGAAAUUGAAUUUUAAUAUUACAAUUUUUAAUAUUAGUUCUUGCACUAAAAUAAUGGUCUCAGAUCUUCGCCAAGAAAGAGCAUUUUAAAUUCCACUAACUUAUGUCAGAGACACCAGAACGUGACGAACGUGUCACUUUCAGUUCCAUAUUUAUACACUGGAAUCCUGAUUUUUGUGCAUUUAGUGGGGAAGAGCUUACAAACGAGCAAGGUUAUUGAGCUCGCUGUGCGCUAGUCCAUUCAGACUACAUAACACCGUUGUGAGUCCCCAGUUGAGGCUAAUUAGUUUCCAGUCCUUUAUUAAAAACAUCACCAGCUUUGAAGACUCAAAAGCCUAGCUCACGACACCUUGAACUAAGGAACAAGUGCUAAUUUUUUCAAAGUGAAAAAUUGCUUAAAACAAAAAUCCACCAUUAUUUCAUAUGUAUAAAUCAUUUGAUGGUCGGAUCAAUAAACAGAAAAUACUCCCUCUUUCAACGUUUUACAAUGAUUUAACAUUCUAUUUUUAUACCAAUCGUUUCCAAUUAAGCAACUGUUUCCUCUUAGCAGGGAGUAGCUCACAUCUCAAAUAUGGACAGAGAGGUAAUUGGAACUUAAUGGCAAAGGACUAUAUAUUACGGUGUUUAAUUUUUUGUUUUCAAUACUAAUGUCGUAAAACCUUUCCCUUGUUUUCUGAGUUGGCCUUGUUUACAAUUCGAUUCGGUGUUUUAAACCUCAAAAUUUUGUACCAACAAUAGCAAUUUCGGUAUGCACUCUAACUAUAAACAUUGAGUCUAAAGCUUUAGUUAAUGAACCGGCUAUAUACCGUGACACAGCUGAUAGCUUUUAUGAAAGGUAGCUAAUUAACCGAGGGGGUAAUCAAUGUAGAUAUUUUACCACAAAGGAAAAAUUCAUCUAUACAAUUUGACAGGUUAAACCAAGGCUGAACAGUUCUGCACUCGGUUGCUUGAUUCCUGGCUUCAACUUGUUCAUCACACAAGAUCUUCCCUCCUUGCUUUUUGUGUUUUAGACUUCGUAUUUUCUGUCCUGGCGACUCUUGAAAAUCUGUUUGUUAUUCGCGCCUUAAUGAAAGCCUCAACGAUACCAGCUACUGUGAAAAAGCUGUUCCUAAGUCUGGCUUUCUCUGAUCUUGCAGUUGGACUGUGUUCGCAGCUUAUGACCGCUAUUAUCAACGCCUCGAUAUUGAAGAUGACAUCAAGUGGAAACAACACAGCCUUCUUCUGUCGAACAGUUUUGGGUGUGAAAAGUUACUUUGUGUAUCUUCUCGCCGCCGCAUCUUUUCUGAAUGUUAUUGUCAUUGCAUUUGAUAGACUUCUCGCUGUUUCGCUCCAUCUGCGAUAUCAGGAGCUUAUCACACCCAAACGUCUUAAUAUAGCAUUGGUGUCUUUGUGGUUAAUAAGUUGUUUCACCGCCUUCAUAUUCGUUUUCCUUCCGACAAGCAAUGAAAUAGUGGCCGCAGUUAUUUUAUUGACAGGGUAUGUUUUGACCACCGUGGCAUAUGUUCGUAUUUACGAAGGCGUUUUCUCUCGUGACAAGUCUUGGAAAUAUUUUAGUAAUUCGCGCCUUACUGAAAGCUUCAUCAAUACCAGCCAACGUCAAGAAGCUGUUCGUUAG